AUGGGAGGGCAGGUCUCGAAAUUGAUGGGCAAGAUCUUCGGAUCCAAGGAGAUGCGCCUACUCAUGCUGGGUCUGGAUGCUGCCGGAAAAACAACCAUUCUCUACAAACUCAAGCUCAACCAAGACGUCACCACCAUCCCAACUGUUGGCUUUAAUGUCGAAUCAGUGACGUACAAAAAUGUCAAGUUCAAUGUGUGGGAUGUUGGUGGCCAGGAUAAGAUUCGACCUUUAUGGAGACACUAUUUUUCAGGCACCCAGGGUCUCAUCUUCGUCAUUGAUUCCAAUGACCGCAGUCGCAUAGAUGAAGCGCGGCAGGAGCUGCAUCGGAUCAUUCUAGAUCGUGAAAUGAAAGAGGCUUUACUUCUCGUUUUUGCAAAUAAGCAGGAUAUUCAAGGUGCCAUGGACCCAAAGGAAGUAACCGAAAAACUCCAAUUAAAUCAGCUUAAAGAUAGAAUAUGGUUUGUUGUGCCAAGCUGUGCAACAACUGGUGAAGGCUUAUUUGAAGGCCUGGCCUGGCUUUCUAACAAUGUCAAAACGCAGCAGCAACGGCAGGGAAAAUAG
Molecule: messenger RNA, 561 nt
Organism: Ophidiomyces ophidiicola
Lineage: Eukaryota; Fungi; Ascomycota; Eurotiomycetes; Onygenales; Onygenaceae
Gene: ARF6
Product: ADP-ribosylation factor, Arf Arf6
Exons: 4
Coding region: 1-561 (186 amino acids)
Biological process (GO): intracellular protein transport; vesicle-mediated transport
Cellular component (GO): cytoplasm
Molecular function (GO): GTP binding; GTPase activity
Source: RefSeq, a predicted model, not a curated record